This is a messenger RNA of Bacidia gigantensis, 1182 nucleotides long. RefSeq lists its product as uncharacterized. The transcript is spliced from 6 exons. Lineage: Eukaryota; Fungi; Ascomycota; Lecanoromycetes; Lecanorales; Ramalinaceae. The coding region runs from base 1 to 1182 and encodes 393 amino acids. The record is from RefSeq and is a predicted model, not a curated record.
AUGACUGUUUCUGUGUGUGUGGAGUCGCGACGAGUGGCGCAAAUCAUAGCUCAAGAAAGUAAUGUGCCAACAGCCAUCUUGGAAUUUGUCUUUGGUGGCACCCCAUCUCUGCCCGUUGUCGACCAAUCGUUGCAGUCAUUUAGCGAGAUACCAGUGUUACAGGCCGAUCCACCAUCUGAUCCGGCACCACCAGGAACGGCGACAGCUAGUUGUGCGAAGACAAUUGGACCCCUGAGUAUUGCCUCUGUCGGGCAAUUAUGUCGAUCAGAAAUUACAGCUGCCACCGUCAAAUUCAAAGUCUUCGGUCUCCACUUCCCAACGGUCAGGGUGAAAAAAAUUGUUGCAAGUAUAGUACAGGUUGAGGUACUGCUGAAUGGUCUUGGGAUCUCUGUUGAGCAAUCGGUCACCAAUGAUCAAACACAUCAAGUGACCAUCGACGAAUUCAAAUCGAUUCUACUGCUGCUUUCCGUCGAAGAGCCGAUUGCCGAGCUUAAAUUCGCCUCCCUCGACGGCCUCACAGGAGGCUAUGGGUACAAUUCGCAGAUGCGCACACCGAGCAUUAACGAAGUCACAUCACAUCCGUUCCUCGCAUCAUCCCAAAUCACAAAGCCUAAUGCUGACGUCCCAAACAUAAAAAGAAAUGUCGUUCUGGCGGUUGACAUCAGUGACGAUAUCAAGAUUGCUAUUUUUGGCGACGUCCAGGUUACCAUUCCAACCGCUGCUAAAAGCGAUAGCGAACGCUUUGCUUUCGUCGAGCUAGGGCUACUUACAACGCUCGACUAUGAGAAAGGUAGCAGUCGUCUAGCACUCUUGUCCCAGGAUGGCAGCCUAGGUGCUCACCUCAAAGCAUGGCCGGACUUUCUAAUCAACUACGAACCUUUCAUGUUCACAGCAUCAAUGGGUGUAAAAGUUGGAGCCUCUUAUACCUUUAGACACUGGGGCAUUACAAAGAAAUACGAGGUUCACAUGGGCUGCAAUCUCGAAUUGCAUAGCCCACCUGUCGCUGGUAAAGUCACGGUGGACUGGUGGGUCAUCUCGUUCACAAUACAUUUCGGAAACUCCCACCAGAGGAACGAUGCCGUGGAUUGGGAUGGCUUCAAGGCUUCUCAUCCCGAACCCAAAGUCCCCCGCCAAGACUCCAAGCAUCGAUCCACUGCAUACUCCAACAACUACAGGAGGUAA